GGGCAUCACACGUGACCCAGUCUGUUGAUAGGACAAAACACGGCAGUUGAUCAGGAAAAAAAAAAAAAAAAAAAAAGACAGGGGACAUGGACCAUCGGGUGGACAGAGUGGGCCUGCUGUCUCCUCUGGAGGAGUCCAGCGCGGAGAUCAGCAGGGACAGCGGCAUCGUGUCUCAGAGCGCCAGCAGUCUGUCCAUGGUGAGCGACCUCUCCAGCAGCGGCACCGUGUCCCAGAGCCCCAGCUUCGGAGCAGCAGCCGCCGCGGCUAAUGUUGUUUCCCGGAGCCCGAGCCUGAACCAGGCAGCGGCAGAGGCCGGGACAUCCGACCAGCAGGACGACGAGGUCCUGAGACAAACCGCGCUUCAGUACUCGUCCUACAUCAGAGCCACGGCUGGAGAAGAGAUCCUGUGCUUGGAGAAAAGCUUGGAGGAAAUGCUGACAAGAGUUGAUGAGUUUGUGGGGAUGCUUGAUAUGAUCCGUAAUGAUACUUCCCAAAUUGUGAAUGAAAAUCUGCUAAAAAUACAACACAAGUCUGAUGAAAUGAGACAAAUAUACAGAAGAAUUGAUAAAUUGGAGGCCUUUGUGAAGAUGGUCGGGGCAAACGUCAGUGCAAUGGAGGAGCAGGUCACGCAGGCAGAGACAGAACUGGGAACACUACCGAGUGCUUUCAAGAAGAUCCUCCGCACGAUCACUGUCCCAGGAUUCUUAAAUAAACAGGCCAGCCCACGAAGAUCAGCCCCACAUGAGCGCCAAGAGGUCCCCAGUGUGUUCCAGACAGAUGACUUUUUCUCAUCACAGCCAUAACAGUGACAGAACUGUUAAAUCAAAGCCUGGUUCUAACCUCAGAGGCCUGUUUAGUAAAACUGUACUGACAACUGCCAUCCCUCAGAGGAGGAUCUAUCGGUGCAAGCAGCCUCAAGAAGCAAUAGUAGCUUUUCCUAAACAAUUCACUGGAAGUCAAAUGAAAAUUUACCACAGUUUUAUGUCAUUCUCUUUGAGGCAACAAUGAGCACUGAACUGUAGCAACAUGUUUAAAAGUGCCUACGGGGGUCUUAUGUAAUUCAAGUUUGUGGAGAGAAAACUGUAAGACGGUUAAACUUUGACAAGUCAGGAGGAGAAAAGUUACUCUGCUUGUUUAUAAGGCCCAGUAAAGAUGGUACAUUAGAUGUAACAGAUGAAAAGUGAUCCCAGCCUCUUUUGCUACAGAAAUAAAUUCCUGUAACUGGGGUUUGUACAGAUCUGCACGUUGAACUAAUUUAUAAUUCUGUAUAAUUAAUUCCUUUUCCCCCUGCAAUAUUGCUAAUACCCAAUUAAGCAUGGAAGCUGUCUUCCAUUUCAGAAUAUUCACUUCUUAUCUAGCCUUAUCUUACUGGCUGUGGAUGACAGUUGCUUCACUGACAUGGGGCUACAUCUUUAAUAGCAUCUUUUUUUUAUAGAACGAAACACAGGUGCGAAGGACUAGUAGUUUUAGUUUGUCGUGCCACACUCGUAACUAAAAGCUUUGCUCAACUAACUGUGAUUUAUCACAACACAAAAACUUUGAUUUCAUGUCAGCAUGGUGUGAUGUGGCCCUAACCCUGCAAGCAAGGUGGUAGGUGUUACAGCCAUUAUUUAUAUAGUGGUUUGUUUUUUUUUUGCCAAAGUUGUUGAUACAGAUCUCCUUUUUACAUGUUAACUUUGGUUUACAUUUUUUAAAUAACCAAUAAAAUUUAUUUAAAUCGAA
Molecule: messenger RNA, 1722 nt
Organism: Girardinichthys multiradiatus
Lineage: Eukaryota; Metazoa; Chordata; Actinopteri; Cyprinodontiformes; Goodeidae
Gene: bloc1s4
Product: biogenesis of lysosomal organelles complex-1, subunit 4, cappuccino
Exons: 5
Coding region: 87-803 (238 amino acids)
Cellular component (GO): BLOC-1 complex
Source: RefSeq, a predicted model, not a curated record